Messenger RNA from Exophiala spinifera, 1197 nucleotides. RefSeq lists its product as uncharacterized. The transcript has a single exon. Lineage: Eukaryota; Fungi; Ascomycota; Eurotiomycetes; Chaetothyriales; Herpotrichiellaceae. The record is from RefSeq and is a predicted model, not a curated record. Bases 1 to 1197 code for a protein of 398 amino acids.
AUGCGUUUCUCAACAAGCCUCCUAGCCGGCGCUGGCUUGUUGUCAGCUGCCUAUGCCAUUCCCGUCGCUUCAUCAGGCUGGGGUGAAUGGGAGGGACAAGGCAAUGGCGCAGGUGGUGGCUACGGUCCAGGAAGCUCUCAACCCAGCAGCACCCCUGCUCCGCCACCCGCCGGUCCCCCUGCACCCCUCAAGUCAGGAAACCCUUUCAGCUUCCCUCUAUCCAAUGGAUUCCCCAACCUGAGCCCCGGAGCACUUAACGCCACCGCGAUCCAAGCCCAUGGCACCGAACCCAAUGGCGGCGCCCCGACCGGUCUCGCCGCCGACGACCUGACGAGUGUCAGGUUCAUCGCGUUCAACGAGCUCUUCGAAGUCGCCUUCUUCACCGACCUCUUGUUCAACAUCACGAACAACGUGGCCGGCUUCACCAUCGACGACCACAACACCCGCCAGCUCGUCAUCAACGCCAUCACGGCCAUUCAAGCACAAGAGGAACUACACGCCGACAACGCCAACAAGAUCCUCGUUGCCAACGGCCAGGCCCCUAUCCAGGCGUGCCAGUACAAGUUCCCGUCGGCCUCGCUCGACGACGCCAUCGCCUUCGCCAAGACCUUCACCGACGUCACCCUGGGUACGCUCCAGGACGUGCAGCUGCACCUGGCCAACAACAACGACGACGGCGUGGUCCCCGUCAUCGGCUCCGUCAUCGGCCAGGAGGGCGAACAGAACGGCUUCUUCCGCCUCUUCGGCGGCCUCAUCCCGAGCGAGCUGCCCUUCCUGACCCGCUCGACCCGCGAAUUCGCCUUCAGCGUCCUCAACCAGGCCGUCGUCGUCCCCGGCACGUGCCCGAACGAGAACCUGAUCGACCUUCCCAUCUUCCUGCCCCUGACCGUCAACACCAGCCCCAUCCAGCCCAAAGACCAGACUCUCUCGUUCAGCGUCCCCGUCGACAAGUCCAGCCCGCCUUCGGGCCUGAGCCUCGUGUACAUCAACAGCCAGAACGUGCCGAUCGUCGAGAAGAUCCAGAACGCACAGGUCGCCGACGGCGUGGCCACCUUCGACGCCUUCUUCCCCUACUCGGAGAACCUGCUCAACGGAUUGACCAUUGCCGCGCUGACGAGCAGCGCCGGCCCCUUCACCAGUGCCGAGGACGUCGCCAAGGUCACCAUUGCCGGUCCCGGGCUUAUUGAGAUCCUAUAA